Molecule: messenger RNA, 3241 nt
Organism: Plodia interpunctella (Indianmeal moth)
Lineage: Eukaryota; Metazoa; Arthropoda; Insecta; Lepidoptera; Pyralidae
Exons: 13
Coding region: 204-2732 (842 amino acids)
Cellular component (GO): membrane
Source: RefSeq, a predicted model, not a curated record
CCGCGCAAUCUCCUCCCGCAGUCGCUCGGGAGCCGGGACCCUCGACACCUCCCGGUGGCUCCAAGAGAAUUAUCACUCCAAUACCACCGCGACUAAACAAACACACGACUGCCACAGACAUCGCUCACGAUCUGAGCGUCAGUCGAUAAGAUAUAGUCUACGAAUUAACUGUCUUUAUGAAAAUGUGAGUGCGUCCCAAAGUUAUGGCCAAGUUAAACGAUUCCAAGAAGUACGAUGACGACACCAUGGACGAAGACAGCGAGGAGGAGCUCGGUCGCGUUGGCCGACUCAUGGUUUGGAUGCGCAUCAACCCUAACCUGAUCAUGCUAAAAGUGACUCUCUUUGUGAUGUACGGAGCCACUGCUUCCCUUUUGCCAUAUUUGACUAUUCACAUGCAGAGUAUAGGGUUGACUGUGCCCGAAAUUUCAUUUGUGUAUUUAGCAUUGCCUUUCACAACCUUCUUAAGUCCUCCUAUAACUGGGUUUUUGGUGGACCGUUUUGGGGAGUAUAAACCGGUUGUUAUAACUGCCCUGAUUCUAAAUGCCGCUUUCCAUCACUCGUUAUUGCUGAUACCUCACCAAGAGACGCCAGGGGUGAUGCCGUCGGCGUAUGUGAUGCGGCAUCCUAUCACGAACAGCGUAGAGAUUUGGUGGAGCCCGUGUCCAAGCAGAGAAUGUCCUGACGAAGACGAGACCGUAGAUUUUGUUCUGGAUCGUUGUGUGGAUCAUUGCCAACUGAUCAGACCCACGGAGAGCCCUGCUAUUGAUCCAGCUGACGAUAAGGACGAUCUAGACUUUCAUAUAAGUCAGAAGAUUCGCCCACCGAAUCUCUCCAAUAGCAGUCAUCAAAACACAACUGAGGAUGAUGAAGAUUAUAACGAUGCGGCGUAUUUCCUUAUUGAAGUUCACGAUGACUUGGGCGAACCCAAGGAGCAACUUGGAAUAGAGAUGGAGCGAGAUGAAAACGACCCAGUAACAGAUUUUAGAUCAAGAUUCGGAGAGAAGUUGCUAAUAGCACAGGGUGUGAACAUCACAGCUCUCGAUAAAGAAGAUCUGAGGUGUGGAGGUCAGGUUAUGAUUCACAAUAUGACCAAACUGUCACAACAGCGAUUGGAAAUACUAUCCGCUGAUUGUAUGGUUCAGAAAUGUGAUUUCAGAAGAGGCGGUCCUGAUAUAUGCCCGCCGGAUUAUAAGGAAAGUGAUGACAAAACUUUCUAUAUUUACUUCUUCUUACGAUUCAUGGGUACCAUUAUGUUGUCUGCUGGUGUCACCAUCAUGGAUCCUAUUGCUUUGACCAUGAUACAAAAAUAUGGAGGCGACUUCGGAAGAGAAAGACUAUUCUCAAGCAUAGGCAUGGCAAUAUUCUCGCCUAUCACCGGUAUGCUUAUAGAUAUGAGGAGUAAACAAGUUAAUUACACUGACUAUUCAGCUGCGUUCUAUACCUACGAUGUGUUGCUCCUGAUAUCAGCUAUCACCGUGGCGGUCAUGCCACUUGGAGCCAAACUACCUGCUGAUAAUCUACUUCGGGACUUAGUAAACAUUAUCAAAAUGCCCCACAUUAUAGUUUUUAUAUUUUUCCUAUUCGCGUUGGGAAACUUUUGGGGAUUCAUCGAAUCUUAUCUGUUCAUUUAUCUGAAGGAAUUAGGAGCACCUAAUUUUCUACUAGGUAUAACCGUGACCGUGGGCACUCUCAGCAGCAUCCCGUUCCUCUACGGCGCGGAUGCCAUCACCGCCCGCAUCGGGCACGUCAACGUCAUCAUUGUCGCGUUCUUCUCCCACGCUGCCAGGCUCGUCGGCUACUCGUUUAUUGAAAACUCCUGGUGGUGUUUUCCAUUCGAAGCAAUGGAGUCGCUUUCUGUCCAUCUGAUGUGGGUGGCUGCUGCGACAUACUGCGCCAUGCUAGCCCCGAAGAGUUUACUGGCCACGUUGAUUGGAGUACUUGGAAUGGCACAUUUCAGUUUAGGUAGAGGCAGCGGUAGCUUCGGGGGUGGUCUUCUCAUAGCCCAGCUGGGCACCAGAGAGGCCUUCCGAUAUAUGGGGCUGAUGGCCUUCCUCGGAGGAGUCUUGUACGGCCUUCUCCAUUACUUCUGGCUGAGGAAGAUCUCCAUGACCGGUAUCGAAGAUGCCUGUGAUCCUGACACUGAAAGUGGUGAAGGAGACAAGUUAAAUGGAGAACCUCUAAGGAAAGAUGCGGAAACGAUGAUAUCACUAGAAAGACUACACAUGAUUACCAGAUUCAAUCCAUUGGGUUCGCUUCAUUCAUUACCGAGAGGAUCCCGAUCCAGAUUUUCUCAAGGCGAUAUCAACGAGAUCAGAAGCCGCAGUGGUAGCAACGCUCACAGAAGAGGCAGCAAUUAUGAAGGGUCAGCCUCGAAGGUAGAUCUGUUGAGGUCUGCUAUCGAGAUCAGCAAUCAGAACACAAAGGGUCACAUAUCAAAUCCAGUAUUAUCUAUAGCUACAAGACCUACUAAUUAUAAGCAAGCGCACAGUGCUCCAAAAUUGGCUCUAGUUGGUUUGCCACAACGAAACAAUAUAUCUCAACCAGUUCUCUCCGAGUUUGACCCUCGCCGGAGAGACUCUAUUCCUGAAGAAGCUGAAGAAGACCGGCUAGCAGUAGCAGCCAAAGCACCAGCAAAGACUAAGAGUUACGAUCUCCCCCCACCUCCAACAUAUGAUGAAGCUACAGGUGAACACAGGAAAAGUUGGCACUCCGAUGAUAGCACGCCAGCUUAGGACAGUGAUUUGAUUGAGGGUUUCCCAAAAGGCGUCGCACCAGAUAUCAGCACUUAGUCGUCCAGAUCUAACGCUCGUUCAGGUUAAUGACUUGACACUUCUGGCCAGUUGUCGAGUACAAACGACACUUUACCAUUUGAGUACCCUUUAUUUUGUUUAAAUCUGGGCUUGAAAUUCAACUUGCACAUUCUGAUGGGAGAAAAAAAUUCAAAAACCCUCAUUAGACUAAUGGAAAUAUACAGAUGUCUUUUCAUUAUCACGCAGCAGUUUAUAAGUCUUGUAAUUUUUCAAUUGUUGUAUGAGUAAUAUGAGAGAACUAGCAUUAAAAUUCAUGGAUCACAUAAUCAUAUAGAAAAGAGAUGGAACAAAUUAACAAUCUGUUUAUAAUGGCUUUAAUUUAUUUAAGAUUAUAAUUGACGUAGAGUAAUGACUACUUUGUAAUUGUUAUUAUGGUAAAUCCGUAAUUUGUCUUAACUGUGUUAGUUCUAAUAAAUAUCUUUGUUAUUUAA